AUGAGGUUCAUUUUCUAAUGGUAACGUGCUUGCAGGACUUCUUUGGAGAUGACGACGUCUUCAUUGCGUGUGGGCCUGAGAAGUACCGGUACGCUCAGGAUGACUUCGUGCUGGAUCACAGCGAAUGUCGUGUUAUGAAGUCCUCUUAUUCCCGAUCGUCUGCCAUGAGGUACGCUGCAUCCAAAAGUCCAGGACCUUCACGUCGAAGCAAAUCACCUGCCUCAGUAAAGAGGGGUGGCCACUACUCCAGUGCUCAUUCUUCAGCAAAAUCCCCAGUUAAUGGAACCCCAAGCAGUCAGUUAUCUACCCCAAAAUCUACAAAGUCCUCCAGUUCUUCACCAACAAGCCCAGGCAGCUUUCGUGGACUCAAGAUCUCUCCACAUGGUGGAUCUUCUUCCAAUGUGAAUGGUGUACCUGAAUCACUCCGUUGCCAGAGUCCUGAAGGCGUGAAUGGAAACAAGUUUUCAGGGUCAUCUACCAUUCUUGAGAAGUACAAAGUGGGGAAGGUGAUUGGUGAUGGCAAUUUUGCUGUGGUAAAGGAGUGUGUAGAACGAUCCACAGGAAAGGAGUUUGCCCUGAAGAUCAUAGACAAGGCUAAAUGCUGUGGAAAGGAACACCUGAUUGAAAAUGAAGUGUCUAUUCUGCGCCGAGUGAAGCAUCCAAAUAUCAUUAUGCUUAUAGAGGAAAUGGACACCCCAACAGAACUCUAUCUGGUGAUGGAGCUGGUCAAGGGAGGAGAUCUAUUUGAUGCUAUCACUUCAUCUACAAAAUACACAGAGCGAGAUGGGAGUGCAAUGGUCUACAAUUUAGCCAGUGCUCUCAAAUACCUUCAUGGUCUCAACAUUGUGCACAGAGACAUCAAGCCAGAAAAUCUUCUGGUAUGUGAAUAUUCAGAUGGAACCAAGUCUUUGAAGCUUGGAGACUUUGGACUGGCGACUGUGGUUGAAGGGCCUUUAUAUACUGUCUGCGGUACGCCCACCUACGUGGCUCCAGAAAUCAUUGCAGAGACAGGAUAUGGCCUAAAGGUGGAUAUUUGGGCUGCAGGUGUGAUCACAUACAUACUGUUAUGUGGAUUUCCACCUUUUCGCAGUGAAAACAACCUUCAGGAAGACCUCUUUGAUCAGAUACUUGUUGGGAAGCUGGAAUUUCCUUCUCCCUACUGGGAUAACAUCACUGAUUCAGCAAAGGAGUUAAUUAGCCUGAUGUUACAUGUGAAUGCUGAGGCCCGAUAUACAGCAGCACAGAUCCUAAGCCAUCCCUGGGUGUCAGAUGAUGCUUCCCAGGAGAAUAAUAUGCAAGCUGAAGUAACAGGUAAACUGAAGCAGCACUUUAAUAACACCCUACCCAAGCAAAAUAACACAUCUGCUGGGGUUUCUGUCAUCAUGAACACAGCUCUAGAUAAAGAGAGUCAGAUUUUCUGCAGCAAGCGCUGUCAGGACUCUGGUAGAGCUGGAAUGGAGAAAAUUUCUGCAAUUGCUGCUGCAGCUGAUGAUCCUCGUGUGGCUGGGUCCGAGACCCUCUUCCCUGCUGCUUCUGAGCCACUCCGAUCCCCCGCGCUGCCUGCCUCAGGAUCUCCUGAGCUUGCUGGGGAUCAGCCUGGUGCGUAAGGACUGACGAAAACAAAUCCAACUGAAGCUCCCCACACUCUGGCUACAGUUUCUCCUCAUUUCCCAUGACUGUUUUUAGUUUGUGUGCUCCUCUCGUGGCGAGCCCCUGCCAGGCUCUGAUCUUCUUUCUCAUAGUGGGUGAGUGAACGUGCGCUUUGAGUGCUCUUUGCCCUUGUCUUCAGAGCAGCGGUAGGGGAAAGACUCUGGCAAAUGUUAGAUGAUUUUAAAGUUAUCUGUGUUAGUAAUUAACUCCAUUUCACACAGCCUUGGGCUCUAAAUAGACUAACUUAUGGUGUAGCUAACCAUAUUUUUAUAUGAGCAGUGAGAUGAUGAACAGUGACCGGGCCUCCCCUCUACAAGCACGCCCCGUUCUGUUCUUCUCAUGAGAAUUGUCAGAAAAGUGGGAGAGGAAGACAAGGGAUGAAAACUUCUAUUUGCCUUCUAUUCCAAUGCCUCUAUUUUUAGCCAAGUUUCUACUAAACUUGAAGAGGCAAAUUUUCAUGAAAGAUUUUUUAGUGGACUAACUGUAAAAUAUCACGAGACAAACACUGGAGAUAGAGAGGGAAGGAUGGUUGUUUUCCAUCAAGUUUGUUAUCUAACUUGCAGGCAGGGUAGUGUUUAGAUAAUAUAAAUUUA
Molecule: messenger RNA, 2243 nt
Organism: Empidonax traillii (willow flycatcher)
Lineage: Eukaryota; Metazoa; Chordata; Aves; Passeriformes; Tyrannidae
Product: serine/threonine-protein kinase DCLK2-like
Exons: 16
Coding region: 18-1607 (529 amino acids)
Biological process (GO): protein phosphorylation
Molecular function (GO): ATP binding; protein kinase activity
Source: RefSeq, a predicted model, not a curated record